Molecule: messenger RNA, 2181 nt
Organism: Polistes canadensis
Lineage: Eukaryota; Metazoa; Arthropoda; Insecta; Hymenoptera; Vespidae
Product: transmembrane protein 104 homolog
Exons: 6
Coding region: 556-2058 (500 amino acids)
Source: RefSeq, a predicted model, not a curated record
UUCUAACCACUUAAUGGCAGCAUCGUACGAGGGAUGAAAAAGACGUAUUAUUGGACAAGCAUUUUGCACGAAAAAGAAAUCGAUAUGAAUUUAAUAAGGGAAGAAGAAAAAGCGAGAAAGAAAAAUAAAAACAACUGAUUUAUUCGACUAGUUCAUGUCACUACGAGAUAAAAUGUUAUUGGAUUUUUCAAGCGUUACAAAUUCAUUUAUCAUUCGCGUACGAUUUUGAACGGUCCAACGUGAACGUCGAGAUUUUUGCUUUGUUUGUUUUAAAGGUUAUCAAAGAUUUCGAAAAGAAGGAAAUAUAUACGAAGAUGUUAAAAUUUUAAAAACAACAUAAAUCGAAAAAGGAAGUUACAUAUCGAUACGUGUUUAAGAAUAUGUUUAUCGAUUGGUCAUGCUCAAGUCAGGAUCGAUUUUAAAAAUGUCAAUCUCGUGCACCGUCGUCUUCGGAAAUUUACCGUAACGUCAAUGACACGUAUGUAGUUGCAAUAAGAAUAAAAAUCUAAUACCCGUUUCUUCAAAGAUUGCACACGCCAGGCAAGUUCAUUCAAGAUGCCAGAACAAAAUUCGAGCGACCAAUAUUCCACAUUGGUUGGUUUGAUUUACAUUUUUAAUCUCAUCGUUGGGACAGGAGCUUUAACUCUUCCAGCUGUUUUUAGCCGAGCAGGAUGGGUUCUUGGUUUCAGCGUAAUUUUGAUAUUAGCUUUUAUAAGCUUUAUGACAGUCACAUUUGUUAUUGAAGUAAUGGCAUCUGCCAAUGCAAUUGUAACCUGGAGACAAAUUCAACAUCGAAAGCGUACAAUGCAAACAUUGGGUGAUUCUUGUACCUCGAAUUCUGAUUCUGAAGAUACACCGUUAGUUACUGUUCAUGCAGCCAGUCCAGAUAAAUCGGAUACAACCUAUCGGUAUUACAUAAUUCAUGAUAAAAUAGAAAUGGGACAAAUAGCAUCUAUUUUUUUCAAUAAGUUUGGCACCACUUUGUUUUAUCUAUGUCUUGCCAUUUAUUUAUAUGGCGAUUUAAGUAUUUAUGGUGCAGCUGUAGCUAAAUCGGUAGCAGACAUUGCUUGUACUUAUCAACCUCAAAACUUAACGUGUAAUGAUACUAUACCGGAUAACGAAGUUUGUUGGGAAGGUUCUACUUUGGAUCGAUUGUCUGCAUAUAGGAUGUUUCUUACGACUUUUAUUUUUAUGCUGGGACCUUUUGUAUUCUUCAACAUACAGAAGACCAAGUAUCUACAAUUAUUAACUUCAGCGAUGAGAUGGCUUGCAUUUACUAUCAUGAUCGUGUAUGCAGUUAGAAAACUUAUUAUUGAUGGUCCACAAGGUAAUCCACCGCUUGCAAAUAUAACAGGAAUUCCUAGUCUCUUUGGUGCUUGCGUAUAUUCUUUUAUGUGUCAUCAUUCUUUGCCUGCAUUGGUAGUUCCAAUUGCAAACAAAUCUAUGCUUAAUCGAUCUCUUGCAUUGGAUUACGUAUUGAUAGCAUUUUUUUAUCUUUUACUUGCAUUGACCGGGGCAUUUGCUUUUGAACAUCUCGACGAUCUUUAUACUUUGGAUUUUGGACCACGCGGAUCUGGAGAUUGUUCAAAAAGUUCAAACAUUUUUAUGCUCGUCAUAGAAUAUUUUUUGGCAUUAUUUCCCGUUUUCACUUUGAGCACGAGUUUUCCUAUAAUAGCUAUUACUCUUAGAAAUAAUUUACAAUCUUUAUUCUUAUACGACGAUACUUCUUAUUAUUUUUUAAGAAAAUUAAUUUUUCCUGUAUUAGCGAUAUUACCGCCUUAUUUGAUUGCUAUGAGCACCAAAGAUCUUUCUAAAUUAAUCGGCAUUACAGGAUCGUACGCGGGUACUUGCAUUCAAUAUUUAAUUCCUACCUUCUUGGUUUAUUAUGCUAGAAAAAAAACAAAUAAAAUCAUUGGCCUCGGUGUAAUAAAUAAAUUUGCUAGCCCUUUUGCAAGCAAUUUCUGGCUCAUCUUCGUAAUAGUUUGGGCAGUCGCUUGCAUGAUUUUAGUAUCAGUUAAUUUCAUACAAAUUUAUUUCCAAGAAGCAUGGAUAAAAUAGUAGCAUAUAAAUUGUCAAUAUGAAUUGUGCAUAUAGAUCCAUGAGAUUGAUAUGCACAAAAAAUGAUUGAAUCUCAAGUAUACCAUUUGUGUACGUGAAAUAAUGAAAAAAAAAAAAAAAAAA